Impatiens glandulifera is the source of this 4294-nucleotide messenger RNA. RefSeq lists its product as uncharacterized. The transcript has 16 exons. Lineage: Eukaryota; Viridiplantae; Streptophyta; Magnoliopsida; Ericales; Balsaminaceae. The coding region runs from base 384 to 4193 and encodes 1269 amino acids. The record is from RefSeq and is a predicted model, not a curated record.
CGAUAAGAGAUAGAGAGAGAAAGAGAAAAGGGAAGUCCAGUCCAGGGUUUUCCAAUUGGGGCUAAAUUUCCACGGAAUUUUGACUCAACCGUCAGCACCUAUUUCUAGCCGCACCAAAAUUUAACCGUCCCAACUAGUACAGACUGCGGACUCCUCUUCCCCAAUCAUCUCUCUCUUUCGAAGAAUCUCCACGCCAGCAAGCAAGUCAUUACUCAACACAGAAAAAGGAUCAACCAGCCAUCUUUUUACUCCUACCAAACCGCGUCAAGUCUUUCCCGGUAUCACCCUGCGAUCCCGCGCAACCAGGCUCUGCUGGUUGCUGCUUUUGGGAUGAUUGAAAUAAGGGUCAUAUAAUCGCAUGAGAUUGUACCUGUGCAGUUUUAAUGACGGGAAACGGAAGAUUUGACAUGGAUUCGGGUAUUGUUGAGCCAGGGUUCAUGGGCAGCUUUGCAAAUGGACCUAAAGGGAACCAUUCCGGUCCCACUUUGGAUAGGUCUGGAAGCUUCCGAGAGGGUGGUGAAAGCCGGUCUUUUUCAUCAGGAAACAGUACAUUUCGGUCAAGCAACCAACUUGCAGGAGGUUCGUCUUCUUCAUUGCAAGGUCUAAUGCUAGAUCCGAUAACGAUGGGUGUCCUUAAGUCAAGAUCAAAUGAAUUCAGGAGGAUUCUUAGUGUCUUUGGACUUGCAUCUGAAGAGAAUUCCCUUGGAACUGCUCAUUCUAGGCCCAUACCUUUUGCAGCUGCGGACGAACUAAAGCGGUACAAAGAUACUAUUACUGAGGUUAAUAACAAAGCUAGGGCUAAAGUAAAUAAGCUAAGUGAAAACUUGCAAAUAUUGAAUAAGAUCAUUGAAGCUCAGAGCUCUAAGAAGCAGCAAAGGAAUGAUCCAUCCUCCAACGAGCGAUCAAGUGGAUCAAACUUGAAGAUUGGUGCUCAGAUUUAUCGAAAUUCUCCAGUGGAUGAUCGGGCUAAGACUGGUGUUCCUAAUAAGCGAGUUCGCACGUCAGUGGCCGACACCCAGUUGGAAAGUAGGAGUAAUGGCAUAUCAAAGCAGUCCUUGUCCAUGGCGAAAGGCCGGGAUUUACUCAAGGAUAGUACUUCCCAACCUGAUAUGGCAGAAGAAAAGAUUAGGCGACUACCGGCUGGAGGAGAAAGUUGGGAUAAAAAUAUGAAAAGAAAACGUUCUGUAAGCACGGUUUUCACAAGAUCACUGGAUGAUAGAGAUCAGAAACGACCUAUGCAUCAAAAAGCUGGCAAUGAAGGUGGUUCACUGGGAGAUUUCCAUGCCUCAAGAUCUGGAUUUUCUAGUGCUAAUAGUGGCCCUCCCAAGACUGAUAUCAUUCCUUCACCUGUAAUCUUGAAUGCAUCGGCAAUGACCAAGCAUGAGCAGGAAAAAGCUUCUCCUAGGGAUCUUGCACCUGGACAGCACACAGAUAGACUAAUAACAAAAGGAAACAAUGGUAUACGUGAGGAGAACCAAAUGGGAAAUGUUAACCCAGUAACAAAAACAAAGGCUUCAAGAGCUCCACGAGGUGUCCCCGUAGCAUCUGUAAAUUCAUCAACGAGUAUACUUAGGCCAGGAGCACCUGAGUUCUGCGAACAACCUUCAAAUCUAAACAAAAUCCACGUGCCGAGUGGGUCUAAUAAUCGAAAACGUUCUAUGCCCUCAGGGUCCACAUCCCUAUCUAUGGCUCAGUGGGUUGGACAGAGACCACAAAAGAUUUCUCGCACUCGGAGGGCUAAUCUAGUAUCUCCUGUUUCAAACCCUGAUGACACACAAGUAUCAGCUGACGGUUAUUCACCUUCUGAUUUUGGGGCCAGAACUAAUUCCAGUGGAAUCUUCAGAGAUGGGUCUAAUGGUAAAAAACAUCUUAAAAUGAAAGUAGAAAAUGUUACUUCUCCUGCUAGAUUCUCCGAGGGUGAAGAAUCUGUUGCUGGUGAAAACAAAAUGAAGAAAAAAUGUACGGGUGUUAGUGAUGUGGAGACAAAAGCAGGAACUGCUUUUCCAAAUGUUGGGAUGCCCGCGAUGUUUGCGAAGAAGAAUAAAUCACCUAGAGAAGACAUUAGCGAUUGUGUGCGGAAACAAGGGCGGAAUGGGAGGGGCUCUCCAUUUUCAACUUCUAGCUCUUCACCAUUUAGAGAGAAGAUGGAGAAUGCUGCCAUAGCUAAGCCCCUCAGAAUUUCACGUCCAACUUGUGAUAAGAAUGGAAGUAAGACUGGACGCCCUCCAAAAAAGCUAGUAGAUCGCAAAGGCUCUUAUCGCCGGCAUGCCAAUGGCAGUUCUCCAGAUUUCACUGGGGAAUCAGAUGAUGAUCGUGAUGAACUAUUUGCAUCUGUUAGUUUUGCUCGUAACCCUAAUUUUAUUGGUUCUAAUUCAUUCUGGAAGAAUAUGGAAGCAGUUUUUGCUCCAAUUAACCUACAGGACACUUCUUACUUGGCCCAGCAGUUACAACUUGCAGAAGAGCUUAAUAAAAAUCUGCCUCAAAUGACUAGCCGGGACAGUAAUUGUUUGGGUGAUCCAUCUCUUCCUGCUACCCUUGUUUCUGGAGCAGCGGAAACAGAUGGAAUUAGACAAAAUGAGGCAGUCAAAUCGAUCAAGUCAGUUGAAUGGCUUAAUGAAUUUGAAACUCCAUCUCAAAGACCAGCCUCAGAGAGGAUAUCAAACAGAAUUACUCCAUUGUAUCGAAGGGUUUUAUCAGCUCUUAUCGUUGAAGAUGAAAUUGAAGAAUUUGAAGAACUUGGUACAGAAAGAAAUUCUGGGCACCAAUUUUCUGCACACAGUUUAUCCUGUGAUAAUGAACCUUGUAAAUCAGAAGGAAAAAGUGGCAAAUUUCAGUUGCAGUUUGGUACUGAAAUGGAGAAACAAUCUCGAGCAGGCUUGUAUUUUCCCUAUGAUGGUGUUAAUGGUUCAGUGGGCCAAAAUAGUCCAUGCAAUGCAGAUAAAUCGUUGGUGGGAAAUGGGUUUUCACAUGAAAUGGGUGUUUUAACAGGGCUUUGCAGAAAUUCUCUGGGUGGGUCCCCUUUUGAACAUUCAAAUGGGUUUGGCAAUUCUUCUUGUAAUGAUGCAUAUGAGCAGUUGUGCAUAGAAGACAAGAUUUUUCUUGAGCUGCAAAGUAUUGGAAUAUAUCCAGAAAUAGUGCCUGAUUUGGAUGACCAGGACGAUACAUGGAUUGAGAAAGAGAUUGGUCAACUCACCAAGGAUUAUAGCCAACAGGUUGCCAGAAAGAAAGCAUCCUUGAACAAAGUAUGUGAGUUAGUUUCACAACAGAAAGAAGCCGAAAAGGGGGCACUUGAGCAAGUUGCAAUGGACAGACUUGUGGAGCUGGCUUACAAAAAAUUACUGGCUACUAAAGGAAGCAUUGCUUCUAAAUCUGGGAUUCCUAAGGUGUCUAAGAAUGUUGCUUUGGCUUUUGCAAAGAGGACUCUGGCUAGAUGUCGAGUAUUUGAAGAUUCGGGAAUAAGUUGCUUUAAUGAAAGCCUGUUUCGGGAUGUUCUUUUUGCUGCACCUACUCCACGCGAUGAAACUGAACCCACCAGCACUUCUGGUCAGCGAAUCGGCUCAUCUAGUAAUCAUGGUGAAAAGCAUGGUCCUUGUGGAAACAUCAAUGGAGGGUCAACAUAUAGGCAACCUGAUCAGGGGGGGUUAACAUUUGGUGGACCUGUAUUACAUAGAGGGAAGAAGAGGGAGGUAUUGCUUGAUGAUGUUAGUGGCAGUGGUGGUGGUUUUAGAUCCAGCUCAGCUCUGGAAGGGUCUCUUUUGGCGGGAAUCAAAGGGAAGAGAAGUGAGAGAGGAGGAGAAACACCUAGCGGCGGCGGCGGAUCCUUUAACAAAACAAAAACAAAUCCGAAGCUGAAGACAUCAAUGCUAUCAUCCCCCCGGGGAAAUUCAUUUAAUAAAACAGAAACAGCCGCCCACCAACAUCCAGGAACGAGUGUUGCUGGUAACAGGAAAAAAGAUGGUAAAGCUGAACAAUCAAAAGAUAUUGAGGAGGAGGAGGAAGCUUUGGAUCUGACAAAUUUUCCACUUCCAGAACUGGACACGAUUGACGAGCUGGGCGCGGGAAAUGAUCUUGGUGGGAAUCAAGAUCUUAGCUCAUGGUUUAAUUUUGAUGAGGAUGGGUUACACGACCAAGAUCUUUCCAUGGAGGGACUUGAAAUACCUAUGGAUGAAAUUGGUGAUUUGAAUAUGUUUUGAUGAUCUCUAGUGUAAAUUCUUGACAGUUAUUUUUGUUGGGUCAGAUCAUAUAUAUAUAUAUAUAUAGUUGACAGACAGACUUGAUGAUUGUUGCUUCAGGA